UACCUUUGCUUUAAUUUCAGGAAUUGUCAAAGAUAACUAUGCCUGUUGUAUUUAAUGAACCAAUCAGCUUUCUACAGAGAAUUACAGAGUAUAUGGAAUAUUCAGAGCUACUAGAAAAGGCCAGUACAUGUGAAGACCCUGUUGAUAGGUUAAAGUUUAUCUCGGCAUUUGCAGUGUCUGCUAUUUCAUCCAACUUUGAACGUUUAGGAAAACCAUUCAAUCCAUUAUUAGGAGAAACUUUUGAAUUUGAUAGGUCACUUUCUUGGUGCCGAGGACCAUUUUCUGAUCCAUUUCAAUUGAUUGCUCUUUGUUACCAAUAACGUCAAAGUUACUUUAAUUUCAGAAAGUUAUAUACGUAAAUCCUA
Molecule: messenger RNA, 365 nt
Organism: Saccostrea cuccullata (small rock oyster)
Lineage: Eukaryota; Metazoa; Mollusca; Bivalvia; Ostreida; Ostreidae
Product: oxysterol-binding protein-related protein 2-like
Exons: 3
Coding region: 39-320 (93 amino acids)
Cellular component (GO): perinuclear endoplasmic reticulum; cytosol; intracellular membrane-bounded organelle
Molecular function (GO): sterol binding
Source: RefSeq, a predicted model, not a curated record